GGUGGCCAUUGUGGAAAGGUGAGUGAGGUUUACAAGUGUAUGUGACUUGACGUAUUGCUUGAGCUUGGGAGUUCUGCUUCUUUUCGUUGAAGUCAUCCUCAGUGGUUUUGAUCUUUGACGAUAAGAACCUUUGCGAGACCAUUUCUAGUGUUUGAAAGGAGAUAGAGGUUUUUCUGGAGCUUUUGCUUCAGUGAUGGUCGAUUGCCGCUGAUUUGCUCGUGUUAAUGUUGGAUUUGGAGUGGUUUUUAUCUAGUUACCGGCUGUUGAAUAAGACGUAGUCGGGAAGCUUUCUUAGGCUUUGCCUUAGGGUGAUGGUAUGAUGGUGCGUAUGAGGCGCGUGGAGAACUCUUUCAAGGUCCAAUGGCGAGACUUAGUUGGGAUUGAAGGGUGUUUACAGCGACGGUUAAAGAUUCUAACCUCUUUUAGUUCAGUUAUAUGUAUUGGUGAUGUUCGUGUGCUUCCAGUCCUUCUUGUUACUCCUUUCUACUGGUGUUAGUGGUUGAUGAGGUCUCGCUAGGUAAGUUCAUCUUCGAGUGCAUGGUUGAGCAUUUCUUGCUGAAACUUGGUUAUCACUCUUCUGCCUUUUGUCUCCUUUUUCGUGGUUAUAUAUUAGCUUUAAGAGUGUGUGUUAUGUUUAUCUUUUGGCUCCGGGUGGUACUUGUUACCUCGCCGGCUCUUGGCUUCGGGUGGUACUUGUUGCCUCGCCGACUCUUGGCUUCAGACAAUGUCGUUAUUGUAUGCGUGUAACCGAACGUUUGAUAUAAUCUUAAUCUACUAGAUGACAAAAAAAAAAAAAAGAUGUGGGAUUUGAGUGUGUAUAAAGCUGCUCUACAUCACAAAGGCAAGAAGAGAGGCCCCAAAGGACAGAACUUUCCUUCAGGGAAACAGAGCAAAUAGGAGAAAAUGUAUGCAGAUACAGGGCUAGGGUUCAGAUUCAUGCAGGGUUGUUCCCCAGAAAUCCAUCAGUUCGAAGACCUCUUUAAACCCUACAAGCUCUCUGAUCAAACGCAGAUCAGUCUUGUUGAGGCGUAUGAGUAUGGUUUCGGAGAAGAGAGUGACUUAUUCAAAUCCCCUGAGCCGAUCAUUGAAGAACCAAUGCUAGCCGUUGACCCCCUCUCUCAAGAGAUUGUUGAACUCAGUGAUCUCGGGUCGUUGCAGAGUGACCAACAGCUUAUAGAAAAGGCUUUCUACGAGUGUGAGCAGGAGCUCCUAGUGAAAUCAGCCAUGGAGUCUCCGCUGCUCUCCAAGGUACUAGACAGGAAGAACGUCUCUCUCGUGGCUGAAAUGGACAGUAGUAGUGUAGUUGUCUCUGAUGUCCCAGUUCCUAAGAGCGUGAGCUCGGGGAACCUGACAUCGAUGGAUAUGGCACAGCACGAGGAUGCGGUGAUUCAGAGGUUCUUCCCUCCAGUGGAUAAUGGAAUGAGAAGAGCCUUUAGCGAGAGCGAUAUACAGACACUGGGAACUAGAAACGCGGGCCAGGUUCAGUCUCAACUGGAUAGAAUAAUCGUAAGUUGCACCUCUGAGGACCGUCGUGAGAAGCUUUCUCGAUACAGGGACAAGAAGAGCAGGAGGAAUUUCGGGCGUAAAAUCAAGUAUGCUUGCAGGAAGACACUUGCAGACAGUCAACCGAGGAUCCGAGGAAGGUUUGCAAAAACAGAGGAGAUGCAGAAAUGAGAGGAUUCAUUUAGUUAGGUACCUGAAGUUGAGCAAGAAGAACAGUUUGAUGAAGUGUUUUUGUAUAUAAAGGGUUUGUCUGAAUAAACCUCUAAGGAGUAGGAAGGAAAACAAGUUGUAGUAGGAUUUACUCAAGUGAUAUGCUUAUCUAUGUUAGAUCUUAUGAAGCUCACUCAGUCUCUAAAACUCUAAAUUUAUAAGCUGUUUAAUGUUACUUUAUAUGGUUUUGUUUGGCCGUAUAUAUUAACAGUUGACGUAA
Molecule: messenger RNA, 1933 nt
Organism: Brassica napus (rape)
Lineage: Eukaryota; Viridiplantae; Streptophyta; Magnoliopsida; Brassicales; Brassicaceae
Product: zinc finger protein CONSTANS-LIKE 3
Exons: 5
Coding region: 904-1674 (256 amino acids)
Biological process (GO): regulation of flower development
Cellular component (GO): nucleus
Molecular function (GO): protein binding
Source: RefSeq, a predicted model, not a curated record